AUGGAUGAUCGAUCGUGGAUGUAUCGUCGUCUUAUGGAUGGUCGCCUUCGUCCUGAAUACAUUACCGGUGUUAGAAGAUUUAUCAAUUUUGCAUUUUCAAUUGAUAAAAAUAUAUCUGGGGGAAAAAUUAGAUGUCCUUGUGUGAGGUGCAAAAAUCAAAAGUUUUUAAAGGAAGAUGAUGUUUGUAAACAUCUAUUGACAAAAGGUUUUUUACCUUGUUAUGAAAAUUGGACUGUACAUGGGGAGCCUUAUGUUGCAGAACCAAUAUUGGCUGGACCUUCAUCGAUUGGAAUGAGUCAUGUUGUGAAUGAUGUUUGUCUAGAGAAUCCAUAUAGGAAUCUGGUUAUGGAUGCAGUGGGGGUUGGUGAUGCAUUCUACAAUGAUAAUGUGUCUAGUCCUGUGGUAGCAGGGAAAAUUCCAAAUCCGGAGGCAACUAAAUUUUUUAAGCUUUUGAAAGCUGCGGAGGAGCCAUUGUGGGAUGGGUGUACCAAGCAAUCCAAAUUAUCUGCUUGUGUACAAUUGCUUAAUAUGAAGUCAACUUUAAAUUUGACUCAGAAUGCCUUCAACAAUUUCAUUGACUUUACAAAAAGUUGCAUGCCUAAUGAUGAAAAUUUGGUUUUAAAUUUUUAUGAUGCCAAGAAAUUUAUGCGGCCACUUGGACUUGGUUAUGAGAAAUAUGAUGUGUGUCCUAAUUACUGUAUGCUAUACUAUGGGGCAGAUGCAAUGAAAAUAAAUUGUGAUUUUUGUGGAAGUUCACGAUACAAACCUAGAAAUCCAACUAGUAAAGGUUCCAAUAAGGCGGAGAAGCAACUCCGAUACUUUCCUCUAACACCAAGGCUUCAGAGACUAUUCAUGUCCCCAUAUCAUGCCAAAGAUAUGACAUGGCAUCAUUUUCAUAAGUCUGAUAAUGGGGUUAUGGUGCACCCAUCUGAUGGGGAGGCAUGGAAGGAGUUUAAUCGUGUCCACUUAAGCUUUGCAUCAGAUCCGAGAAAUAUUCGGUUAGGGUUGUGCACUGAUGGGUUUUGUCCAUUUGACAUGUCUUCAAAUACAUACUCUUGUUGGCCAGUAAUUGUGACUGUUUAUAAUUUGCCUCCGUGGAAGUGCAUGACUAGACCAUUCAUGUUUUUGACAAUGAUGAUUCCUGGGCCAAAGAAUCCGGGUAAAAAGCUUGAUGUUUUUCUAAGACCUUUGAUUGAUGAGUUAAAGAAUUUGUGGUUUUUUGGUGUUGAAACAUAUGAUGUAUACAGAAAGGAAAAUUUUCAAUUAAGGGCAGCUUUGAUGUGGACCAUUAGUGACUUUCCAGCAUAUGGCAUGUUAUCGGGGUGGAGUACUCAUGGAAAUCUGUCUUGUCCUUAUUGUAUGGAGCAUAGCAAGGCUUUUAGAUUAAAAAAUGGGGGGAAAACUACAUUUUUUGAUUGUCAUCGACGAUUCCUACCCAUGGACCACCCAUAUAGAUUUCAAUAUGAUAAGUUUUUGAAAGGAGUAAUUGAAAGGCUUCCUCCUUUACCUCGUCCAUCUGGUUUGGAAAUGUUAAAUGAAGUGUCCAAGUAUACUGAGGGACAUAAUGGAGGUUCAUCAUAUAAUGAUAAAAUUCCUGGCUUUGGUGUUAAGCACAAUUGGGUGAAGAAGAGCAUUUUCUGGGAGCUUCCAUAUUGGCAUACAAAUUUGAUUCGUCAUAAUCUUGAUGUCAUGCAUAUUGAGAAAAAUGUCUUUGACAACAUUUUUUAUACAGUAAUGGAUUGUCCGAAUAGAAGUAAGGACAAUUUAAAGGCUAGGUUGGAUAUUCAAUUGUAUUGUCAGAAGCCAAAUUUACAUUUGCAACAAGAUAUGAGUGGUCGGCUUUACAAACCUAAAGGCACUUAUUGUCUAUACAAGAAACAACAACAAGAAGUUUUGUCAUGGAUGAAGGAAUUAUCAUUUCCUGAUGGUUAUGCUUCAAGCAUUUCACGAUGUGUGAAAGAGGCACAAUGUAAGGUUUCAGGGAUGAAGAGCCAUGAUUGUCAUGUCUUCAUUCAAAGACUUCUUCCAACCGCUUUCCGACCUUACUUACCUAGGCCACUGUGGGAGGCAUUAACUGAACUGUCCGUAUUUUUCCGAGAUAUUUGUUCAACAAAUUUAAAUGCUCAGCACAUGGAGUUAAUGCAGAUGAAUAUAAUCGAAAUAAUUUGCAAACUUGAAAGGAUUUUUCCUCCAUCCUUCUUUGACUCCAUGGAACACUUGACGAUACAUCUACCUUAUGAGGCAAAAGUUGGUGGACCAGUUCAAUAUCGAUGGAUGUAUCCAUUUGAACGGCAAUGUCGACAAGAGCUAAAGUCACAACAACCACAUGCGAGUGAUGGUGAAAUUGAAAAAUUAUGCGAAGUGAUCUUUCCAAAUUGGUUAAAAAAUAAUGUGGAAUACCAAUCUAAUGGAAUUGAAAAUCAGCUCUUUGGACUUGCUAUGGGCCCUUCAACUUCAGUGAAAUGUUAUAAUGGCUAUUAUGUGAAUGGUUUUAAAUUUCAUACUCAACGUUAUGGUCGUUUUAAAAAGACAAUGAAUAGUGGAGUUUGUGUGAAAGGAAGUUGCUAUGAUGAUAAUGAACGUGAUUAUUAUGGAAUGCUUAAAGAAGUUGUUCGGCUAAAAUACUUGGGGAGUAAGUGCAAGUUAUUUAUGUUUAAAUGUAAUUGGUAUGAUACAAAACGAGGGAUUAGAGUGCAUCCUUCGAAUGGUUUGGUUGAAAUCAAGCAUACAUCUCGACUACACGGAAAUGAUGAUUUUGUGUUAGCACAACAAUGUCAACAAGUCUACUAUACAUAUCCACCUGGUAAUAAAUCAUCUGAAUGGUGGACGGUUAUUAAGACAACUGCUAGAAGUCGUUAUAAUGUUGACAUGGGUGAAUUUAUUGAAGAUGCCAACAAUGUGAGAUCAUUUGAUGUUGAUCAAUCAGAUGAGAUUUCUCAAUCAUGUCGUGUCUUUCCUACUCAAACACUUGAUGAUCCAAAUAUACUUGUUGAACCAUCUUAUUAUGAAGAAAUCGGGCAACAUGAAUUGAUUCAACUUGACAUGAAUUGGGGAAACAAAGAUGAUGAAGAUGAAGAUGAAGAUGAAGAAGAAGAAGAUGAUGGUGAUGGUGAUGGUGAUGGUGAUGGUGAUGGUGAAGAAGAAGAAGAAGAUGAUGAUGAUGAGGAUGAUUGUUAUGGUGGUGAUGGUUAGGAAUGAUGAUAAUAAUGAGUAGCACAAGUUAAUUAUAUUUUGUAGUAUAUGUAAUGAAUUAUCUUUAUUAUAUGUAUGCAUGAUUUCAUAUUAUUUGACAAUAUUUAGGCUGUCAAUGUUUUUU
Populus nigra (black poplar) is the source of this 3316-nucleotide messenger RNA. RefSeq lists its product as uncharacterized. The record is from RefSeq and is a predicted model, not a curated record. The transcript has 3 exons. The coding region runs from base 1 to 3192 and encodes 1063 amino acids. Lineage: Eukaryota; Viridiplantae; Streptophyta; Magnoliopsida; Malpighiales; Salicaceae.